Messenger RNA from Pleurotus ostreatus (oyster mushroom), 2595 nucleotides. RefSeq lists its product as uncharacterized. The record is from RefSeq and is a predicted model, not a curated record. NCBI's taxonomy places the organism in Eukaryota, Fungi, Basidiomycota, Agaricomycetes, Agaricales, Pleurotaceae. The transcript is spliced from 14 exons. Gene Ontology annotation, cellular component: COG complex; membrane. Gene Ontology annotation, biological process: Golgi organization; intra-Golgi vesicle-mediated transport; protein transport. The coding region runs from base 1 to 2595 and encodes 864 amino acids.
AUGUCUGUCAUCAGUCCGAACGUAGGCUCGAGGAAGGAUCCAUACGAACUGGACCGUUUGGCAGAGGAACUCGCGUCGAGGGAGUCGUCGCAACAAGACUUUUCUGACCAUGACCUUCCGGCGUUUGUUCCUUUAGUGCACGGCAACCAAUUGCUCGCAGCUGAAGAGUUCAACGUCGAAGAGUUUCUGCUAUCCCGCACAUACACCUCCUUGCCAGACCUUCGCUCAGAGCUUCGGGAUUACCUCGCGACGCUGAAGGACGAGCUGGUGAAGUUGAUCAAUGAUGACUACGAGGCGUUCAUAAGUCUCAGCACCGACUUGAAGGACGAGGGAGCUCGGCUGGAGAAGCUGAAGUACCCGCUGGAUGGACUUAAAGAGCAGAUACUGGCGUCGAAGGACGAACUGAGCGUGCUCCAGGGCGCCAUACAGGAGAAAUUGAAGAGAAGAGCUACGCUGCGAGAGGAGAAGGCGUUGCUGCAUCUAUUGCUCAAAAUAUCGGAAUCUAUCACCCGUCUAGAGUCUCUGCUUCUGAUAUUUCAACCUUCGGACGGCGAGGACUCUGCUAUGCGACCUGCGUUCACUUCGCAAAUCGAAGGGGACAGGAACCAAGGGGCACGCGCAAAGCACCUUAGUCGCGUCGCGUCGGAAUACAUACAGCUGCUAUACCACACCUCAAAAGCUCGAGCAGAGAAAUGUACAUUUGUGGAGGAGAUACAAUGGAGGCUUGACCGCAUACAAUCUACACUUUCUUCCGACUUGGACCAUUUCUUCACGGCUACUGUGACAUCGAUUCUAAUGGCAGAUCUUGCUGAAUGCCUCCGUGCUUACGAUAUGCUGGGCCUUUGGCAAGAUGCUGAAGAGAUACUGCAAAAACAAGUCGUUCGCGGGUUUGUACGGAAGACAAUUUUCCCAGGCGCACUAGUUGCACCUCCUUCACCCAUCGUCCCUCAUACGCCUUUCCAAGGAGCUUCUUCCACAGCCUUUCCUCGAUCUCCCUCAACCCCAUAUACCACCUUCUCCCCCCGCCAGCCACCCUCGUUUCUUGGCCAAACCUCUGUUGGCACUCUCACUUCCCACACCCACCUUUUGGAUGAUGCAGACGACCCUCUUGCUAGGCUCUACAAUCAGAUUCUCCGUUUCGUAGAACGGGACUUGAGCCGAAUCAUGGAGAUUGCUGAAAGGGUUUCAAUCGUUUCUAAUGCCGAUGUCAAGCCGGAUAAAUCAUCAACGGAUUCAUCUGCUGUUGCGGAUGCACAUCCUUCCGAUGGGCGCACCAAAGGAUUCAGGAUAUUUUCUGAUGUUAUAUGGGCUGAACUCGGUAGCGCGAUCAUGGAUGAACUUGGGACCGUGGUCUUUGCUUCGGGUAAACCCAAUGAAUUCAAAAAGCACUACGACACGACACAGAUAUUUAUUAGGUCUCUCGAGAUGCUUGCCCCGUCGCUGCGUUCUGUCGAGUUAAUGCGCAGUCAUCCCGUCUUCACCAGUUUCCAACAGCGAUGGCAGCUGCCGGUAUACUUCCAGAUGCGCUGGAAAGACGUCGUUGGGAAACUAGAAGGUUCCCUUUCUACGAUAAGCAUAGAGCGCUCCACAGAUACCAGUAACUCGUCUCUAUCAGGCACUCCUUUUGUAAUGUCACAAGCUGCUGCAGCGUGGUCCGCGGUGUCUCUGUGCUGGAGUUCAGAUGUAUAUAUCCCUGAGCUGAGCUACAGGUUUUGGAGGCUAACCUUGCAGAUCAUUAGUCGAUUCAAAACAUGGCUGGACCAGUCGCUUGCAAUGGAAAUUCCGCAACAGUCAACAACAGCUGACAAGGCAGGAGGUUCUAUUGGUGCUCCACGAUCAAGUACUUCGCAGACUGACGCGUCGACUGAGAGCACAGCGUCGGAUGAAGCAGUCCUAAGCCAGUACGCCACGGCCAUCUCUGAUAUCAAACAAUUUAGAGGCAAUGUCCUUACUCUCUGGCGUCAGAGCAUUAGUAUAAUGCUACCCGAGGCCCCAAAUGAAGGCCAGACAUUAAAUGCCGAAGACGCGCUCCAGCAAUCCCUUGCGGCAUUAACGACACUCAUUCCCUCGAUGUCGAGCGAGAUUGUCACCAUCCUUAGCAAACGUUGUUGCGAUGCUCUACUCCCCGUUCGCUCCAUCCCAUCUCAGUUUAGGGCGAUGUCCAACAAGAGGAUGCCGACGGAGCCCAGCUACUUCGUUCCUUCGAUUCUCCGGCCGUUGAAGGUAUUUUUCUGCAUUGGCACGAAUGAAGGACCCGGUGCCUCGCUCAAGCAAGAGUACCUGGAUGCCUAUGCUAACGACGUCUUUGAUACCGUUGCCCAGAGGUACAUGUACUACCUUACGGCGAUGCGGAAAACUGAGGAAUCACUGAGGCGAUUGAAAAAAGGGAAGAAAGUUAGCUAUUCUUUAUUCGGAAGCUCUUCCAGCGGCAAGGACGACGACGGGAAAGAUGAAGCGCGAAUUCGAAACCAAAUGGUUUUGGAUGUGGAAGCAUUCGGCAAAGAUGGGGAGACUCUAGGGGUCCGGACUGACAGGCACGAAUCGUUCAGGUCACUUCAUGAACUAGUCAUGGCGCCACUAUCGGAAGAUUCAUGA